AUGGACAGAAUGCUAUCGAAAUACUCCUGGAAGACGGAGUUCUGGCAGAACCCUUGGGACCAGGGGGGCCUGGCAGUGAUCAUCCUGUUCUUCACCACGGUCCUGUCUCUCAUCUUGUUUGCUAUUAUCUUUGGUUUCCUCCCCGUGAACAAAACAACCAACCAGGAUGAAGAGUCGUGACCUGACUUUCUGAAGGCCAAGGGGGCCACUCUCAAAACACUAUGUACUCUUUCUUCAAAGCCCUUUAACAGUCUGGAAUUAAACAUUUUUCAUAUAAUCAUCUGAUAAA
Molecule: messenger RNA, 289 nt
Organism: Cervus elaphus (red deer)
Lineage: Eukaryota; Metazoa; Chordata; Mammalia; Artiodactyla; Cervidae
Gene: ERLN
Product: small integral membrane protein 6
Exons: 1
Coding region: 1-180 (59 amino acids)
Source: RefSeq, a predicted model, not a curated record